GACGAUUAUCUAAUAGUUUAUAGUAUUUAAAACUUGCUUUGUAUUAUUACAUUUCAUAUGUUCUGUGUAUCAAGCGGUUGUCAAAUAAGCGGUGCUCACUUUGGGUAAUUUAGCAUUCGAUGAUCCCUCGAAAUCUUCGAAGUCAAGAAGCGCCUUCGCUCCUUCUGGUGACCAGUCCUCCGAACAUGAGACAAUGGAUUCGUUUAUGAGCAAACAGACUGAUGGCCAAGAAGCGACAAAGGGAUCGUUUUGGAAUCUGAGUUUCUACCAGCGGUUUUUCGACGUUGAUACGCAGGACGUUUGCACACGGAUUCUGUACAGCUUCGUGCCGCAGCUCAACUCGAAUUUCAUUACAUUUCAUCUUCGGCCAACACCGGAUUUGUAUGACAUAAAUCUGGGUUACUCCGCUGUUUCACCUCUGUCAGGGGGAAAAUGUUUUUCUUUCCAGCGCUUUUGA
Molecule: messenger RNA, 457 nt
Organism: Soboliphyme baturini
Lineage: Eukaryota; Metazoa; Nematoda; Enoplea; Dioctophymatida; Soboliphymatidae
Source: the annotation of a GenBank genome assembly